GCAGACGUUCGAGCACCUGACCGAGCUGUACGCCGGCAGGCUCACGCUGGAGUGGAUCGAGAACCAGACCAAGCACGUCAGCCUCGGCAACUACACGGGCCCGACGAACGUCACGGGCAUCGUCACGCACGCGGGGAGGCACGCCCUGGACUACAUCGACAGCGCCACCAUGCUGGGGCUCGUUCUCCAGCGCUACCUGCCAGACGUGCCCAGGUUCGCCAUCGCGAUCGAGGGCAUGGCAGACUGCCACCAGGACCAGCUGAGGGGCGCGGGCUGGAACCUCGUCAUAGUCGAGGACUGGGGGGAGGAGCACAUCGGCGGCAGCGGCGGCAGCGUGGCCUCCAACUUCCUCGGCCGCUGGGGCGACAGCUUCGAGAAGCUGAACGUCUGGCGAUUCCCGCUGGACCGCGUGCUCUUCCUCGACUCCGACACAUACGUGUUCAGCGACAGGGUGCGAGAAAUCUUCGACACCAAGCUGAAUCCUGGCCAGAUCGCUAUGACCAAGGACGGGUGCAAGCCGGAGCACAACAGCGGCAUGAUGCUCUUCAAGCCGGAUCUCUCUGUCUACAGCGACCUGCUCCGGAUGAUCGCCCUCGCGCCUGGCGGGAGCCGAGAGAUCCUCGACCAGACGCUCAUCAACAACCAUUACAAUGGCCAGAUCGUGACGGUAGAUACGAAGUUUAAUUGCAUCGACUACCAGGUCGAUUCCCAUUGCCCAUUGAGUUGCGGGCAGGACACCAUCAUCGCCCAUUUCACUGGCAACCCGAAGCCCACACGGGAGGGAGUUCGCCACGUGGAGCUGGUGCGGUCCCUGAACGGCAGCGAGGCUUGCAAGGGCACCAAUUUGGGUGGUUGCCAGCUCUGGCCGAGGUACUACUGCGACAUGAAGGAGAACGCGCCUUACCUCAGCAAGCUGCUCAAGAGGACCCUGAACCAGACGGGCCCGUGCCUGUGGCAGUAG
Molecule: messenger RNA, 961 nt
Organism: Prorocentrum cordatum
Lineage: Eukaryota; Dinophyceae; Prorocentrales; Prorocentraceae
Source: the annotation of a GenBank genome assembly